Amyelois transitella is the source of this 1672-nucleotide messenger RNA. It is a transcript of the gene nAChRalpha2, whose product is annotated as acetylcholine receptor subunit alpha-like 2. The transcript has 8 exons. Gene Ontology annotation, cellular component: postsynaptic membrane; neuron projection; synapse. The record is from RefSeq and is a predicted model, not a curated record. Gene Ontology annotation, biological process: nervous system process; monoatomic ion transmembrane transport; signal transduction. Gene Ontology annotation, molecular function: transmembrane signaling receptor activity; acetylcholine-gated monoatomic cation-selective channel activity. NCBI's taxonomy places the organism in Eukaryota, Metazoa, Arthropoda, Insecta, Lepidoptera, Pyralidae. The coding region runs from base 1 to 1653 and encodes 550 amino acids.
AUGUAUCGGACUGUAUUUCUUGUACUUUUUAUUGUUUUUUGUGUAUGCCAUGCAAAUCCCGACGCAAAAAGGCUGUACGACGAUUUGUUGAGUAAUUACAACAGGUUGAUUCGACCCGUGGACAAAAACAAUAACACAGUGUUAGUCAAACUCGGCCUGCGAUUAUCACAAUUGAUUGAUUUGAAUCUAAAAGAUCAAAUUCUGACAACAAACGUCUGGCUUGAACAUGAAUGGGAAGAUCACAAAUUCAAAUGGGACCCUUUGGAAUAUGGUGGGGUGAAGGAACUUUAUGUGCCGUCUGAACAUAUUUGGUUACCAGAUAUCGUUCUUUACAAUAAUGCCGACGGAGAAUACGUGGUCACCACCAUGACGAAAGCGGUGCUUCACCACACCGGCAAAGUCCUGUGGACUCCGCCAGCCAUUUUCAAGUCUUCAUGUGAAAUCGACGUCAGAUACUUCCCCUUUGAUCAGCAGACUUGCUUCUUGAAGUUUGGGUCUUGGAGCUACGAUGGUGAUCAGAUCGAUUUGAAACAUAUAAACCAGAAGAAAGGCGACAUGGUGGAUGUCGGGAUAGACCUUCGGGAGUACUAUCCCUCGGUGGAGUGGGACAUCCUGGGGGUGCCGGCCGAACGCCACGAGAGGUAUUACCCCUGCUGCCAGGAACCUUAUCCAGAUAUCUUCUUCAACAUAACACUGCGACGGAAAACUUUAUUUUACACCGUCAACCUGAUAGUUCCUUGCGUUGGGAUAUCAUAUCUCUCAGUCUUGGUUUUCUACUUACCCGCUGACUCUGGAGAGAAGAUCGCAUUAAGCAUCUCCAUUUUACUGUCACAAACAAUGUUUUUCUUACUUAUAUCAGAAAUUAUACCAUCAACAUCAUUAGCUUUGCCAUUAUUAGGAAAAUACCUAUUAUUUACAAUGUUGCUUGUAGGUUUGUCUGUAGUCAUAACUAUUAUAAUACUGAACGUGCAUUACCGUAAACCAAGUACUCACAAAAUGGCGCCAUGGGUUAGAAAGUUCUUUAUAACGAAGCUACCUAAAUUAUUACUGAUGAGAGUUCCCAAAGAUCUUUUGAGGGACUUAGCUGCUCAAAAGAUUGCCGGUCGUAGUAUGAAGAAUAAGAAUAAAUUCAAAGAUGCGUUGGCGGCUGUAGAGCAAACCAAUUCUAAUUCGUCAAGUCCUGAUUCCCUGAGACACCAUUUGCCUGGAGGUUGUAAUGGACUUCAUUCAACUACUGCUACAAACAGAAUGUCUCAUAACAGAUUCAGCGGCCUGGUAGGUGCUCUUGGCAGCCUAGGUGCUGGUUACAACGGCCUCCCCUCAGUUAUGUCUGGUCUAGAUGACUCUCUCAGUGACAUGGCUCCUCGUAAGAAGUAUCCAUUUGAGCUGGAGAAGGCAAUACAUAACGUCAUGUUCAUUCAACAUCAUAUGCAGAGGCAGGAUGAGUUUAAUGCGGAAGAUCAAGACUGGGGCUUCGUCGCUAUGGUUCUGGACCGUCUGUUCCUUUGGAUCUUCACUAUCGCCUCCAUUGUCGGUACAUUCGCUAUUCUUUGCGAAGCGCCGUCUCUGUACGAUGAUACUAAACCUAUCGACAUGAUUCUGUCUUCAGUCGCCCAACAACAAUUUUUGCCUGUGGACAGUGGCGAUUCUUAAGUAUUGGUGCAAUAAUGUU